This is a messenger RNA of Astrephomene gubernaculifera, 2784 nucleotides long. The record is from the annotation of a GenBank genome assembly. NCBI's taxonomy places the organism in Eukaryota, Viridiplantae, Chlorophyta, Chlorophyceae, Chlamydomonadales, Astrephomenaceae.
GUAAUUACCCAACUUCAGGAAAAUUGAAAUACUCCUGGUCGCUGAAGGUAGAUUGAGGGAGGACGUUCUUUCAAACCCUCUUCCUCAUAUCUUCAUGGCUUACAGUUUUUUCGGUACCGAUGCUACGUGCGGCACACGACAUUAUCACCGGCGUGGUGUCCACAGCAUCGGACGGUUAACGGGCAGUUCGACGGUCGGAGUCUGCUAUGCAGCUGCUGCAAACUAUGGUGCACAGCAGCAGCUACCUUUUGGUGGAGCUAUCGUGACAAAGCUGGCGGGAAGCGCUAAACUUGCAAGGGGCGAACACCAUGUGGUACCGCUGCUUGGCCCCGGAAGCGGACAGCAGUCCCUGCUUCCCUUUGGAGCAUCCGUGGAGUGCUUCAGCCAUGACUCUUUAACUGAAAAGCAUGUAGCACCACCUGCGCACAACCGUUCCGACGUCCUUCCCGGUACAUCGCAAAGGAAUGUUGCAACCGCGAAUAACGCGAGAUCUCAAAUGCUGGACGUGCUUUUCGUCAUCACAGGAACCGGAAUUGUAAAUACAGCUGACGGCGCCGUCCGAACACUGCACACCGGCGACAGCCUCAUUGCCUGGCACAACACCACCGAGUUGCAACCAGCUUCAUCCGAAACGCCUCCCGUGGUGCUAAAAUUCCACUUCCCAGCCAGCGUUCUCCUGCUGCCGCCCGGCUCCACAGUCGCGUCCAUGCCCAGCCACGCCGACCUUCAAAUCCUCGUGGACGAAUGCAACCGGGAUAGUCCCGAUGGCGAGCUGUCACCGCAGGAAGCAGACGACAUAAUGCGAGGCUGCGCCCUUGCAGCCGCCCAGCAACCCGCAACCCGCACAGCAACCUCCGUUGAGCUAGGGCGCUCCGCGCCCCACAACGCCUCCGCCAACACAGUUCCGCUGCCGCCCCUCCUCCGGCGGCUGCUGCGGACUGCCUUCUCUCCGGCAACCCAGGGCUUUCGCCUGCUGCGAGCCCUGCUGGGGUUGCCUCAGUGGCGUCAGCAGCAGCAGUGGUGGCGGCAGAAGCAGCAGUGGUGGCGUCAGCAGCAGCAGGCAGGGAAGUCUGCGCCAACAGCGUCAUCAGGAGCAGCAGCGGCGGAGGGGCGCCCCGGCUGUGUGCUGCUGCAGCGGGCGUUGCGGGACUUCCAGGCCUUCCGCUUCCCCAGCCAAACCAACAGACUGGCCUUCGUCUUCGACCCCGCCGAGCUCGGCCUCUCCCUCUCCCUGGGCGUGGAGGUCUUCGAGCCCGGCCACCGCACGCCCCUGCACAUCCACCGCACCGCACACGAGCUCUUCUUCGUGCUGUCCGGCGAGGGUGUCGCGCACUGCAACGGCCAGCACUUUUCCGUACGAGCAGGCGACUGCGUGGUGUUUCCGCCGCUUGCGAUACACGGGCUGGACAACCCGACCGGGACGCGGCUGUACUGCCUGCAGCUGAUGACGCCCAAUGAGGCUUUUGUGGAGCACGUCAAGUCGGGGGAGGCGGUGGGCGGGCUGGAGGAGGAGGACAUCUCCAACCUGGUCACUCGCCGCUGCUGCUGAGGCGCGGCGGUGGACUGGCUGCCUGGGCGGGUGGCAGCUUCGGGGUGGGAGCUUCGGGUGUCACGACAAGGGGUCUGCUGCUAAGACUCGCAGCAGCGGGAGGGGGGGCAUGGCUAUGGGGAAUAAGGACACUCACUUGUAGAAGGGGCCUUAUUAGGGGUGACUACUGCAUGACCCUGCAGGCGAGGAGUGCGGCCUCCAAUACCGCUUGCGACAGCGCUCAGAGCCCCAGAGGGUGCAUGUGGAGAAACAAUGUUGUGUAGGAGGGGAAGUGUGUAUAGGGGGUGUAAUGUACAUAGCACACAGGAGUAAGGGUGUGGCUCUUGGGGCUAUCCCUGUCUCCGAUACUCAUCCAUUCUUAGGAGGCAGUGUUUCGAGGCAUACGAUUUCCAUACUAUUGUACGACACCGGAUCCGGAUUCGAAUCUGGGCCCAAUUGGGUUUGUCAUCCGGGCUCAAAGGGAUAACUCGUACGCGUUCCAUGCGCUGCUAGGCUGGGUGCAGCCCCCAGGUGGGCCCUCAUAUGCGCACCCAGGCAUGGGCAACAAAGCAACUGACAUUUGGUGUGGGCGUGUCCGUUGUUUGCGGUUUGCAUGGUCUGGGGGCAACCCCGUUGUGUACAUUAGCUAGCAGAGAAGGAGGAGUACGUAUUGCGCGCUCCUUUGGUAGUUCCCUUUCGUGCCUUUCGUGUCGAAUACGGUUUGGGGGCCGGAUGUCUAAAGCUCUCAUAUGAUGUUUAGUUAUGAGGCUGUAGGGCCGUCUUGCCACCGACGCACCUUCGUUGUGGCUGUGACACAGUUCUUUUCUUCAGGCUUGGUUGGGCUUGGCUGCCUAACGGCUGUAUUGAUUUCAUCUUUGAUCUUUGUUCUGAAUGGGAGCGGCGGGAUUGCACGUGUGAAGCGCGUUGGUCUGUGUGACUACUAUUGCGUUGGUGAGGUGAAGCAGUAGGGUCGAAGGGAGGAAGCUGCAGGGCCGCGGACAGUUGUAUUACUAAUGAUGCUGAUCACUGCUUUGCCUGCAUUGAUGUGUACCUGCUAUGGAAAGUACAAGCGCUGAUUAUCCUUACCAUUUUGUUAGAUUGUUGCUUAGAUUGUUUCUUCAUAGCUACAGUGCGCCGUGGGAUGUUGUCAAGUCCCCAAGCGUGAUACUGUCUAAAUGAUUCUCUUCGCCUUUGGCGAAAACUGCUUUAUCGUCUUUGUCACUUUGCGCAUGUAACCUCUAUUUCUGCAUUGCUCC